Messenger RNA from Pezoporus occidentalis (night parrot), 893 nucleotides. It is a transcript of the gene YIPF7, whose product is annotated as Yip1 domain family member 7. The record is from RefSeq and is a predicted model, not a curated record. Gene Ontology annotation, cellular component: trans-Golgi network. The transcript has 6 exons. Gene Ontology annotation, biological process: vesicle fusion with Golgi apparatus; endoplasmic reticulum to Golgi vesicle-mediated transport. The coding region runs from base 107 to 880 and encodes 257 amino acids. Lineage: Eukaryota; Metazoa; Chordata; Aves; Psittaciformes; Psittacidae.
UUAUAAAUAGCACCAAGAUCAUCCCUGCUGAAGCAAGAGGAUAUUUUAGGUGUUCUCCAAUAUGUAAAUUCAACAGACUGGAGUUUUCAUCAAAUAUCUUAAAAAAAUGUCAAAUUUUGAGCAGUUUCAGAUCGACUUUUACCAGUCCAAUUAUACCAUAGAUGACCAGGAAGAAGGUGACAACAUUUGUGGGUCUAACAAAAACCUCUGUGGAAGCAGAAAGAGCCAGACAGGAGAGCAACCUCCAGCCGGUGCUUUUGCCCCAUCGGAAAUGCUUCCGUCGUGUCAGAAUUACACAGGUCAGAUUUUGCAGCCAAUGUACAAUCCCAGCACUCUCUCCCAUCUUAGUUACGCUGAUGGAUUUGAUGAGGAACCUCCUUUGCUAGAAGAGCUUGGGAUCAAUUUUAAACACAUAUGGCAAAAAACAUUAACAGUUCUAAAUCCAAUGAAGCCUGCAGAUGGCAGCAUCAUGAAUGAGACAGACCUCACCGGACCUAUGGUUUUCUGUUUGGCCCUUGGAGCAACAUUGCUGCUGGCCGGAAAAGUUCAUUUUGGCUAUGUGUAUGGCAUGAGUGCCAUUGGAUGCCUUGCUAUGCAUGCCCUGCUGAACCUGAUGAGCGUCUCUGGAGUCUCGCAUGGCUGUGUUGCAAGUGUCUUGGGCUACUGUCUGUUGCCCAUGGUGAUCCUGUCCUCUUCUGCAGUCAUCUUCUCGCUACAGGGGACCCUGGGAACUUUGUUAGCUCUGUUUAUUAUUGGAUGGUGCAGUUUGUCAGCCUCCAAAAUUUUUACCUCUGCGUUGGCUAUGGAAGGACAGCAGCUUCUUAUCGCGUAUCCAUGUGCUUUACUUUAUGGACUUUUUGCACUUCUAACAGUUUUCUGAGAUGUAUUUUCUG